AUGGACACUCAUGCCACGAAGAUAAUCACCUUCACCGAGGUCGACGAGCUCAAUAACCCAACAUCAACCUAUAUCUACUCCGAACCCUCUCCAGGGCCUGCAUCACCCAUCGGUGAAAAAGAGGGCCAGGUCGCCGGCCGCGUAGAUGUAGCGCAUACUUCCUCUAACUCAGCACCAUGGUCUCUAGGCUCGCUACAAAGUCUCUUAAUAGACGUGUUUCUUCCAGCAGGUUAUCCGCAUAGUGUUAGCGAUGACUAUGUCCCAUAUCAAAUAUUCGACUCUCUCCAAGCGUUCAGCAGUUCCAUUGCCGGCUUAUUAGCAUCGCGAGCCGUUCUACAAGGCGUGGGAGUCGGAAAUGCUGAUGCCUCUCCAACGUCUGCUCUCCUUCUUCACAUCCUCCAAGAUACAUCUGGACGAGUUGCAACGAUUCUCUUCGCGCACCGCGUCGGAACGGCCCUCGAGCCGGAAUGUAAGAUGUACCGCUUCGCAGCGGACAUUUUUAACGAUCUCGCCAUGGUACUCGACUGCUUGUCGCCCAUGAUCCCGGCCGGGGUCAGUCGAGUAACUAUUCUCAGUGCCGCUGGUGUGCUUCGUGCGCUCUGCGGCGUCGCCGGAGGAAGCUCGAAAGCUAGUCUGAGUGCUCAUUUUUCGAAAUGGGGGAACCUCGCCGAGAUCAAUGCCAAAGAUUCAUCGCAGGAAACGGUUAUCUCUCUGAUCGGGAUGCUGGUCGGAUCCUUAGUUGUCUCCCACAUCACGGGCUUCGCAGCAACAUGGAUCACUCUCAUCCUCCUUUUGACUCUUCACCUAUCUCUUAACUACGCUGCUGUGUGCUCUGUACAGAUGACUACCCUGAACAGACAACGGGCCAAUAUCGUCUUCUCAACCCUUCUUUCCUCAGACCCUGACUUUCCCGACCUCGCCUCAAACCUAGAACAACAGAAGCAGGAACAAAAACGCCAAUCAAGCGCAAAAGAAACGCAAAAAUUAUCAGUCCUAACCCCAGCGCAAGUCUCAAAACAAGAACGGAUCUUCAACGCAGGCGGCGCGCUCACUUGGUACGCUUCUAAAUCCUCCUCAACAGGAUCACCAGAAACAGAAACAGAAACAUUAGGAUCAUGUCAGAUUGGCGCUUCGUUACGUCAAUUCCUCUCACAUUCGUCGUCGUCAACUACUACAACGACGACGACCGUACCCGGCUCCAAUUCGCUCAAAACUACACUCCCGCUGAGGGAGAUAACAUCCAUUUGUAAUGACGAGGACUACAUCAUCCUCCUGCACCUUCCGCACAGUAUCAAUAAGAGCAGCAGCCCAAACAAUCAAAAACACGCAGAUGCAACAAUCCUCCUCAAACCAUCUAGCACGCCAAAGUCCCACUUGAAGGCAUGGAUGCAUGCACUCCUCGCUACACGACUCCUAGUGCACUCAGAAGACGGGCAAGGUGGCAGUGGCAGUAGCAGCAGCCAGGACGAAACGGGGAGAGCGCUAGCGACUCUCUCACGCACGCUGGGCUACCUAAAUGACGGGGGUCGGUUCGAGAGGUAUAUUGAUUCGCUGAGAGAGGGCGGGUGGGAUGUUGAUGGGGAGGGAGGUGGAUCUGCGCUGGAGACGAGAGUUGGGGGGAGAGUUGUUGUUUCUUCCUCUUCUUCAUAG
This is a messenger RNA of Aspergillus versicolor CBS 583.65, 1650 nucleotides long. RefSeq names its product RUS1 family protein. The transcript has 6 exons. The record is from RefSeq and is a predicted model, not a curated record. The coding region runs from base 1 to 1650 and encodes 549 amino acids. NCBI's taxonomy places the organism in Eukaryota, Fungi, Ascomycota, Eurotiomycetes, Eurotiales, Aspergillaceae.